AUGAUUACGUUAUUGCUUUAUAUUGUUACAAUUUUACUUAUUAUUUAUUGGUUACUUUCUUCAACAUGGAAACCCGAAUAUUUUCCUCCAGGUCCACCUCGUUUGCCUAUUUGGGGAAGUUACUGGUAUUUGUUAAAAAAGGACUACUAUUUUCCUCACAAAGCUCUGGAAUCUCUAGGAAAACAAUAUGAUACAGAUAUAUUGGGCUUUUAUUUGGGUGAUUUUCCUGCAAUUACUACUAUGAACUAUCGUACCUGUAAACGAUUAUUGUUAAAAGAAGAAUUCAAUGGAAGAAAUGAUACUAUAAUUAUACGUGAAAGAGGUUUGGGAGCACCAAGAGGAAUAUUUUUCCUGGAUGGUCCGGACUGGAGGGAACAAAGAAGAUUUACUCUAAGAAAUUUGAGAGAGUUUGGAUUUGGGCGCAGAUCAGUUAAUAUAGAAAAUUUUGUGACAGACGAAAUUAAAGGCAUUAUGGAUUUGGUGACUUCAAAUCCUCCAGAAGAAUUUAAGAGCUUUUUACCGGAAAAAGGUGUGGCAUUAUCUCCAGAACUAUUUUACGCACCUUUACUGAACUCUGUUAUGCAAGUUCUCGCAUCUACAAAAUAUGAAACUAUGAAACUUAUAAACAUUGCAAAAGCUGCACUACGUUUUCAACGAAGUGGUGAUCCUACAGGUUCUGCUAUAAGUUGUACACCUUGGUUACGGUUUAUAGCACCAGAAUUUUUUGGAUAUAAUACAGCAAUAAGGGAAAAUAGAUACAUAUUAAACUUUUUGCAGGGCGUCAUUGAUGAACACAGGAAAACUUUUAUUCCCCAUGAUCACAGAGAUUUAAUAGAUGUCUAUAUUCAAGAACAAAAGGAUAGAGAAGAACAGGGUGAAGUUGGUAGUUUCACAGAUGAACAAUUUUUAAUAGUCAUUUUAGACUGUAUGUUCCCAGCAGGUAUUGCCAUAGGUCACACAUUAAAUUUUCAUUUUGUGAAUCUUAUUAAUAACCCUGGAGUUCAAGUUAAAAUGCAAGAAGAAAUUGACAGAGUUGUAGGCAGAUCGCGCCUUCCUACUUUGGACGACCGACCAAAGAUGCCGUAUAUAGAAGCCACAAUCAGGGAGAGUAUGAGAUAUGUAUCAUUAAAUCCCUUGGGUAUCCCAAGGAGGUGUACUAAAGACACAAUAUUCGAGGGGUACUUUAUCCCAAAAGAUACAGUGGUUAUGCCUGGAGUACAUUUGGCCCAUUGGGAUCCUAAAGUUUGGUCGCAACCAGAUCAAUAUUUACCAGAACGAUUUUUAGAUCAAGAUGGCAAUUUACUUAAAAAAGACCUCACUUUAGGCUUUGGAGCAGGUAAAAGGUUGUGUGUUGGUGAAACUUUUUCCAGGCAAAACAUGUUUUUAAUAAUUGCGGGUCUCCUCCAGAAUUUUUCUGUUCAGUCAGCAAACGGAAAACCCAUAGAUUUGAACAAUAUUAUUACAGGGGUAAAUUUAUCAAUUGAUAAUGUUUAUAUCAGGUUUAUACCACGAUAUUAAAUUAUAGAAUACAUACUAUAUUGAAUAAUAUAACGGAAUUAAUAAGAAUGAAACAAUAAAUUAUUUUUUGAAAUAAAUUUUGUUUUUUUUAUUUAUAUAUUUAAGUAUAUCAAAUAUAAACAAUUAUAAAUUAAUGUAUAAAUAUAUUUUACAAUAUAUUAGAUUUACAUAUGAAAUAUGGAUGUCACGUCCUACAACGGCCGGACCAACGUUAGGUUGUAUCUCAAUGUGAUUUUCUGGACAUGCACCGAAAUUUUCAGUGUCGGCGCUUUCCAUUUCUUCGCUUCUACCCAUCGCACCUACAAUGUAUACUUUUUUGGAAAAAUGUUCUGAGUUCAGAAAACUAGCUGGCAGAUAAGCAGUGCUUAAAACAUGAUCAUUAUCAACUUGAUACUUCAUUAUUCUGGCAUCUUCAGCAAAGCGAACAUGAGUUUUCGUCGAAUUUUUGCUCAACAUAACUGUUUGCCCGAUUUUUUAAUUGUGUUGAAAACAUCCACUAUCCCUGGUAUUGGUUUAUCAAUUAAAAUAGUUUCUACGUCAUCCAAUAUACCAUGAAUUUCCCUCAAUGUAAAAUCCGGUAAAUUUUUGUAGUUGGCGUUUGACAUUUUUAUCUUGUCACUUUUUUAAUUUGUCAUCUGUUGUCGUCAUGCCACGUCGGAUGAUUAUAAUUAUGCCUUUUCAGAUUAUCACCCCUGAGGGGGUGAUUAUAAAUGGUACGUUUCAACUUACGUGGCAUUUUAAUCGUGAGGUCCGAGACGUAGCUAACGUUGCCCGGAGGCGGCGGCGGCAGAGGCGUCUGAGGCUGCUGAUGGACCAUUGGGUGGACCAUCCCACCUUGGGGGAUGGCUUGAUUGUGAGACCCCAUGGGCAAGAUGCUGUAUCCAGGCCCACGUUCGCCAGACCGCCUGGGGUACUUGAUUGGGUGAUUUGGGCCAUAGUGGCUAGGAACUUGAGGCGGCGCCGCUACGGCAGGAGGAGUCCUACAGUCCCGACUACCCUUACUUAGAGUACUACCAUUGACAGAUACCACAAGAAUUCAUUUAAAGUUAUUUUUUGUAUAAAAAUUUUGGUAUGUCAUAAAAUAUAAAAAUAUGAAUAAAUUA
This is a messenger RNA of Aethina tumida (small hive beetle), 2621 nucleotides long. RefSeq names its product probable cytochrome P450 304a1 (gene Cyp304a1). Gene Ontology annotation, molecular function: iron ion binding; oxidoreductase activity, acting on paired donors, with incorporation or reduction of molecular oxygen; monooxygenase activity. The transcript has 10 exons. The coding region runs from base 1 to 1518 and encodes 505 amino acids. NCBI's taxonomy places the organism in Eukaryota, Metazoa, Arthropoda, Insecta, Coleoptera, Nitidulidae. The record is from RefSeq and is a predicted model, not a curated record.